AUGGGAGAGAAUACUUGCCGGAUUAAAACGCUCUGCAUUGGUAUUGAUGCCUACGAGCAUAUUUCCACCUUGGACAACGCCAUUCGUGACGCUACUGACGUUCACAAUCAGCUGGAAAGCAGCCCCGGAUGCCAGGCAACUCUUCUGGUCAACCCUUCAACGAGGACGGCGAUCACAAGUCAGAUUUCUUCCCUCGUAAGGGAUCGCAAGACGAGGGGCCUGGAGCUGAUAUUGGUGUUCUUUGCUGGGCAUGGGAUGCAGCUAAGUAAAGGAGAUAUAGCAUUGCUAACAAGUGACAUCGUCCGGGCCGAGGAAUCUGAAGAGACUAAGCAGAGCAUGAUAACAGUAGCGGAUAUGUUGGAGGCCCUUAGAGAUGGAGCUGCCCAGAAUUCAGACAGGAUUCCUCCUUUGCUGGUUAUCAUCGAUGCCUGCCGAAACUCCAAGAGAAGCGCGUGGAUGGGGAUGGAGAGGUUGGAGCAUGAAGGAUCCAGCUUGAUCCAACGAAUGCGAGUGUCGCUGUGCCUUUCGUGCAGCAGAGGUCAACAAGCAUCGGACGAAUCAGCAUUCCUCGAAGAUCUACUUGACAGCGAGCAAGGAAUGUUUGCUCAGAAUCGAAGACUCAAACUCGCCAUAGAAUACGCGGUGCGGAUGAGCUACGACAGAGAACAAGGAAAGUAUGGUCAGUAUGCAAGGACAUUGUGUACGGAACUCAUUCCAGACAAGCUCUGUCUCAGAAAUGAUAAGACGGUAGCAGCAGACCUGCAACAGAUAAGGAUGGGAGUGGAAAGCUUGAUUCAAAGCGAGGGGAUGCAGCCAGACAGUACAGACUCGGGGGUGCAGGUUGUAGCAGCGUACAGUCCUGCAGCAACACGAACAGGAGCAGAUGUUUUCCGAGAAAGUCUCCUCCAGCUCGUAAGAAAAAGCCUUUUUAGCUUGCAAGAUAAGGGUCCACGAUGGAAAAUAUGCUCGAUGUUCCUUUUGGUGUUCCUGAGCAACAAGGGCACGACGUACAAAAAACAAGGUGACCGAGGAUUCUUUCAUGCCUUUGCAAAGCAGAUGGUCGGGCCUGAGCUGAUCAAAACAGUUGGGAAGGCCAUGGUUGCCGAUGAGAUCUGGUCAGAGAAACUGGAGCGAUGGAUACGAGAGAGAUACGGGGAGAUUGACAGGAAGAAGAUGGUGACAGCAGCUAUUGAUUUCACAGUGCGCGAGGAGAUUAGAAGCUCAUUGAGACAUAUGGAAGAGGAGGCGAAUGCAGAAAUAAAAUGGUGGACCAGGAACGACUAUCUUGCAGAUCACUACAGUAAGGGGGAAAAAGAACAAGAGGAGGCACUAGACCUUGCGGAAGAAUAUCUCAAAGACAAGAUAACCGCUGACCAAGAAGGGCGACUGAGCCCUCUGCUUGCUGUUCACGUUCUGUCUCGAGUCGUCGAGACCGGCAGCUGCGUUGCGUUCUUGAAGAUGACAAGAUUGAGCAGCGCUUGUAUGUCAGUGAUGCUUGCGAAGAGCGUCCGAGAGGUUCUAGGCGGGAAUGGAAAAGAGGGCUUGUUUCGAACAUGGAUCAGCAGCAGCGGUUGGCUGAGCGGACCUCGUGAGUACGGGGAGAUGGAGGAGAGGAUGGAAGCGAAGGAGGUAGAGAUGCUUCGGACCCUGCUGCUCACCGUCGGGGGAGGUGUGUCGAAAUUCAUUGAUUGGAAGAAAUUGGAGCAACCAGAUCGAAAAUCUCUUGAAGAUUCGAAACCAAACAUCAAAAUGGAAAAGGUCGACCCUGUGAAGAAAGUGACAUAUCGAGAAGAGAAAGUUCCUGCCAAGACUAGCAAGAAAUUGAGUGCUGACUCUGCUGGGGUCCAAGAAACCCCGCUUGCAGGGUCAAUGCUUUCAGUGAAAAUGGAAAUCGAAGAAAGCUUCGAUGGGGCAGGUAUCGGAAUUACUGUUGGUGUCGACGAAGAAACCAGCAUAUGGAUGAAGAAGAUUUGUCAAGAUUUGAAGAUUGACUUGAAGAGGCUUGAAGCUCACGAAUGUGCUUUUUACUCUGACUUGUCUCUCGAACAUCAGAGCAUGAUGACAGACAUUUCGUUCUUUCCCCAGCUGGUGACUGCCUUGCAAAAACGCCUGACUAAAAACAAAGAAAUCAACGUCCUCGGCUGCAUUAACAAAGCCAAAGAAUCCGAGAAUAAUGAUUCGCAAAAGCGCGAGUUGCUGGAAGGCGCAGCCAUGAUGGCGCGCGCACUCGGUAUGAAUCAGAGAGAAAAGAAUGAUCUGAUAAGUCAAAAGCUGCCUUCACGAGGGAAAGAACAAAUCUACGACUGUAUGACAAAGUCGACUCAAAAACAGACAGAAAGAUGGACUUGGCAGAGUUUGAACGCUGAUGGCAGUUUCAGGUUCGUAGAAGUAUUUGUGGGAAGUGAAGGCGAAGGCCCUUCCGUUCCUGCAGAUAGUAAACCCAGCAGAAUACAGAUGAUUCGCAUCAAUGAAGGACAAAGGCUGGAAGAUCGCACCAUUGGCUUUCUUAUCAUCAUGCGUCAAACAGCAGACAUUGAGUUGUUGGAAAAAGAGCUCAACCUGCUCAGCGAGGCUGAGCAGAGGCAGGAGGUCUCAGACAGACCAUGCAGGAUUGAGCUUCAAGGUGCAGGAGGCUGUAAGGGACAUAAAUCAGCGAUCGAGAUUAUCCAGCAGGAUCUUGAGCAACUCACUCCAGAAGAGUUUGAGAAGCGUGUGAAGGAAGCCUUCGAGUCUGAGGAGUUCACCAAGCCAUGUCGAGUGAGAGGAAUCGAGAGGAUCGUCAAGAUCGAGAUACUCGAUGAUGGGUUUGGGGGCAGAAAGACGUUUGAUCGUCAAGACACGGGUUACUUUCAAGCCAUAUCGGAGCGAUACAACAAGCAGAGGUCAAACCAAGACCCUGAGCUCGGGCUUCAGCUGGUGAUCAAGAUGAGGGUCGAGGCGUCGGUGCUUCCGUCAUCUGAAGAUGUUCUAGAGACGCUGCGACCGCUCGACGCCUCAGAGAUCGAGACGGAUGCUCGUGCGUUAGGGAGAGUGUUUCCGGAGCAGAAGGCGGUAGCCGGCCGGAUCUUGAACCGACUCAAGUUUGUGUUGCAGGAAGAGAAGAUGAGCCUGAGAGACUUUGAGAAGCUUGACUUUGCGAUUCUUGUUCCGAACUUCUUGACCCUCAAGCAGCAGACCGAAGCACGCAUGCUCGAGACCUUGUUCUCCGAUAUGACCUCAGACAGAGAGUGUAACAAGGUCGUUGCUCAUCAAGCACCUGCGGCGGAGCAGCUGAGAAAGAAGAUUCUGAGCAUUUCAGACAAGACGCUGUUUGUGCUGAUCUCCGAUGAGUCGCAUUGGGCGUUGAACAAAGGCAGCCCUCAAGACCUGAUUAUCAAUGAUCCAAACCUGAUGGAGAAGAAGAACUUCAUAGUGUUGCAAGUCAGUGCUACACCGUACCCAAACCUCACCCUCCACAGUAGGAUACCCGAGAAGUACGUGAAGUUCGAGGAGGAUGAUCCUUACAAGCCGGUGCAAGAAGCGAAGGAGCAAAAGACUGGCGAGUUUGAUGAGGAGCUGCACGUGAUCAAGUGGAAGCUGAGAUCGCGGAGAUACCGGACGAUAUACUUUCGGUUUGAAGACUUCCUGCGAACUUUGCCGUCUUAUGUCUUAGAUGAGUGUAUCCUACCCGGUGAAGAGGCUUCUGCAGACGAUCAAACUCGAGAGGACGUGCGGAAUCAACUCAUCCGUCGAGAAAACAACCUGAUCAGCACGCUGAUGGAGUCCGUCAAAGUUUCGAGGAAGAAGAAGGAAGAAGAAGAAGCCGUCAGGGAGCAUGUCUGGCUCGCAGACUUUAUCCUUUCGAUGCUCUACUUUCACAAAGUCCGUUGGGACCGAAGCACUGGCAGGCUGAAGAGUGUUGCUGACGACUUGCACAAUAUCACUCUUAAAGAUCUGGAGAAGUUGAAGCUCGAGGAAGAAUACAUGACAAUAGCAAACAAGUGCAAGUCAAGUGGAGCUAGACAAGCUUGUGCGAAGCUGCGGGAGCGAGUCAAGGAGACCCUGAAGGAGGAGAGAAGUGGGAGUGCGGCUCGGGAUUGUAUCGCAGAGGUGUUCUACAUCAAACUGAAGUCAGAGGCGAAGGAAGAAAGUGUUGAAGUGAAUGAUGACGACUCGUUCAUGGAGGCAGACGACUACUUCCAAUUCAACGAGACAGACAGAAUAGUCAAGGAUCUUCUAAGCCAGCGCAAGCAUAACGGGGGUCUUUACGGACAUAUGAAAGUAGUCGGAAUGUUUAGCAUCAAGCUAGCCGAUGAGGUUUGUGAGGAGCUGAAGCGAAUACGCAAAUCCUUGUUUGGAGAUUCGGUAUUCGCGGUCAUCGAAGACUACGGAGGGUCUGAGCUGUACGACUGCAUUGAAACUCAGUUUCGAGAUGAGCCGCUGACCUACGACAAGGACAAAGCACCUCGCUCUAUCAACUCGCUCAUUCAAGGCAGAGCGCGUGGAAAGAAGUUGACGAGCCUGAACUACAAGGACCUGGAGGGACUCCCGUGUAUCUUGGUCCUGAUCGAGAAGGGCCGCAUGGGCGACACGUUCCCGCACUCCUUCGAUUGUCUUGACUUGCGCGUGCGCUCGUCUGACAACACGACGACGCUGAUCCAGGAGAUGGGCAGACUCUGUCGCUACCCGACUUUGCGUGAGGAGCACUGCUUCGAGACAUCGGAGGAGGCGGUGCAGGUAGCAAAGGAGAAGAGAUGGUUCGAAGGGAAGGGACGGCCGAUCGUUGUGUAUGCGAAUGCUGCAGACGAUGAAGUGGAUCUGUCACAAGGUCUCGAUGGGAAGCGACUCAUUGGGAUAGCGUGGAGCUUGUCCAGCUGGACUCAGAAAAGUAUUCUGCAGGUCGUGGAACGUGGCAAGACCUUGUCGCCUGGAAGGAGAGGUGAAGAAGAUUGGUACACGCUGGAUCGGAAUGUUGACAGAAGCGCCCAAGCAUCAAUGGCUGAGGAUCUGAAAGGCUGUAUGCUCAUUCGCUUCCCCACGAGUACGUUUAAGAUAGGAGGAUCACCAUCAUGGGGAGACGUUCAGUGUCUCAAGAUAACAGAGUCUCGAAGACAGGACGAUGAGACGAAGAUCAGAGUCCAGGACAGUUCACAAGUCAAGAAAUGUCCAGAUAGCACGUACAUAAUCGUGCGGGACAGCGCAAGCUUGGCUUGGCUAGCUAGCAGGCACAACUGCCCUCACGGAGGAGUGCUGAAGGAGCUGGAGCAUGACCUCCCGUCUGCCCUCGUGAGCUCCUCCUUGUACGACACGCUCAUGAAAGCAGUGGAGACAGCUGAAUACUGCAGCAAAGAGAUCUGGGAAUGCAUCCGACUCAGCCCACAACUUCACACGCACAUGAAGCGAAGAGACGACAGGGGUCAGCUGGUCAUCAGCUACCAGAAGAACGAGCUGCAUGACUACAGGAACCAACACGUGGCCGUGACGCGAGCAAAGGCUGAGGGAGAAGGCUCCAAGAGAGUCAGAGUCAAUCAUUGCGACUGGUGUCAAGACCACACGAAAAGAAGACAGCAUCAGCUUCGCUUUCUUUUACAUGCAGAGUGUCAGAUCGGCAAGACAGGAGCGUAUCUGCACCUUCUCAACUUUCUCAGGAGAGAAGUUGGUCUGAGAGCUGACAGUGAGUAUGCCUGCAUACCUCAAAUACGACCAGAGGAUUACCCGAUAAAGGUUGAGUUCCAAACCCGCCUUGCCUGGGAGAUGCCGUUCUGGCGGGAUCUAGCUGGGCAGAAGCUUGGUCUUUUCAAGAUGAAGGAGGGGAAAUAUCACAAGAUGGUGAUCUUUCAGCGCCUGAGGCUUCUGGCCAAGUGUCUGCGGGACAGUCGUGGCCGGUCGUCAUGGCAGCAGCUGUACUGUAAAGCGCUGCUGGCUCCAGCGUCAAGCCAGAACGCUGAGGGCGAGUGCAUACAAGUGAAGGAGAAAGUCAUUCGUCUCCUAAAGAAAGUGUGGAAGAGUGACAGCAGUCCGAUCGAGAUCAUCUCAGAAGGAGCUGAAGUCAAGCUGAGGAUCUUAGACGUUGAGAGACUGAGAGACAUCGUCGAGUGGGACAGGGAAGACAGCAUGCCUUCUAUCGUUGCAGACAUGAUGAAAGCAGGAUUGAAAACUCGAUCUGGUGAAACUCUGCUCCAAUCAAACCAGGACAAGAGCGAGCUCAGUCUCUCUGCCUUGGGUUCGAAAACAGACCUUCAGAACAUUGCAUGGGAGGGCAGGGAAACGACGGCUGGGACCUCUCAAGGACUCGCGACAGGGCAAGUGAAGAAUGAUUUCCCUGCGCGAUGCCUCUGCCUCCACACGCUCCCAGAGAAGACCAAGGUGAAGCUGCUGCGACUGUCGCCGAUGAUGAGAGGCGUGAGGAUAGCUCGCUUGUUUGGAGACGACGAGCGUCGAUGGCCGAGGAUUUCCUUUCCUUUCGGAGAAGAACAAGUGUCACGGUAUUUCUCGCUCAAGGACGGGAGAGUGAAUGGCGCUGUUGAGCUUCAAGGGGAGAAAGCUAUCCGCAACUGGGUGAUGACUGCUUCUUACAAGCGAGACGCUGCCGGCAGCAUCCAGACAGGGCGAGCUGCAUUUCUUGAUCGAUCGAGCGCCUUCAAAGAGGGAGACCGCGACGUACCUGUACGGCAGAUGUUGCUUGUACGACCGGAUGACAGCGAGGGAGACGGGCAGUUCUCGAGCUACGUCAGCGAGGUAGGAAGCGAGUACAUCGUGGUCGCUCUGUCGCACGAGAUGAUUCUGAGCGAGGCUGUAAGCGAGCUGGGCUUUCGCUUUGAGCAGUUUGAGCGCCAGAUGCCCGAUGACGGAAAGCUUCGCCUGACCCCGCAGGACGGAGGGAUAGGAUACGCGAGGCUGUUCGCCCAGCUGUUCGCGCACCUGCUGGGCCUGGAGAGAGUCUGGAUGAUCGACGACAACGUUCUCGAUUGCUACCAGCUGGACCUGAGCAAGAUGUUUGCAAGCGACCCGCCGCUACUUCACCCGCCUGUUGCUUGCUCGUUUGCGACGAUAAUGCUGCAGAUGCAGGAUAUGAUCAGUGAUGCACCCAAGUCAUCUGAAGAGAUAUGCCGCCAACACCACAAGCAAGGGAAGGGACAAGCGUGUCCGAAGACAGACGGCUUCUUCGAUCAUGAGUCGAGCAUGAUACCCAAGAGCUGUCAGGCUGUGCGAGGAGCUGCGGCUAAAGCUGCUGCCAUGGAGCGAGGAGUCAAGAGCACGUCUGAUAUCUCUACAAUACAGGACGUUCGCGGGAACACGGACGGCUAUGCAGUGAUCGGGAUGCGACGAGAUGUGAACGUGUUCAUGAACAGCAGUGUUCCCUUCAAGAUAACUCACAGCGUCUACUCGUUCUUCUUGCUGAAUGUCAAGUCGACGAUUGGCAAGGGAGUUUUGUUUCCACCCAAGAAGGUGUGGGAGGACGUGGAUUUCAACAACCUGUGCGAGGAGGCGGGUCUGGCAGUGCUGAAGGUGAACCGCUUCUUUCAUCACAAGCAGCACCGCAGCCUUCAUGACAGGCUGGAGGUUGACGAUCAGCCUGAGGCCUGCGAGGUAGUCUGUCGGGUGCAUGUGAAUGGUCGACAGAUCUUCAACGUUGCAUGUGGUAGCGACAUGUCAACUCUGAGUGAUGUGUACGAGACUAUCGUCAAGAGGCUGAAAAGGUUGUAUCCGCAGUCAGACAUCAAGAAGGUCACUUGCAGGAUACAAGGCGGAGACAUCAGCUUUGCCUACAAGGAGAGUUACAGGGACAUCAAAGAGCUGGAAGGUCAAGAAAUGUGCGAGGCAGUGUACUUGGAUGUAUUGUUUCCAUAUGAGGCCCGUGAAAGAAUGCAAGUCGAUGAAGCUAUCGUGACGACAAGUACUUCCAAGGCCUCGAUACCCUUCCUUGUGAGCCUGGUAGAGAGCCAAAGGAAUAUUUUCUACUUUCCGUCUAGGCGUGCAUUGGACGAGUCUGAAGGUGACCAGCCUUUCUUUGCAGAGGUCCCUGCAGGCAGAAAGUGGAACGAGCUUUCAGAUAAAAGUCUCGACAGAGUCAAACUCGAGGAGUUAAAUAUCAUGUGGGACGACGUCGAAGCGUUUAAACCGUUCUUUAACAUCGUUCGGAACCUGCUGCGAGAUAAGGAAUGUAUCAGAAAGAUCAACUUGAUCCUCCCCGCCAAGGCGUAUGAAUCCAUGAAGGAGAAGAUAGACGACAAGAUCAAAAACCUUCGCAUCGGAAACAUGACCAAGACUUGGACCACUGUGUUGCCUUGCAAGGAGGACGCGAGUCAAGAGGACGAUGUUGACAUGAUAGAGGCAUCACAAUCAGACAAUGCCGAGAGUACGAUGGACUUUGUCGUCAUCUGCUGCAGUAGCGAGGAGGAGAAGAAGGCUGCUCAAGACAAGGGGGAGGGGCUACGAGCCGAGGCGGAUGAAGCGAAGCAGCAGGAGGCAGAUGAAGCGAAGCAGCAGGAGGCGAAGCAGCAGGAGGCGAAGCCACAGGCUGAGGAGGAGAGCAGCGACUCAUCCAAGAAGCCCAAGACUGAGGAGCCGGAGAAGAGGAAGAGCUCUGAACCUCCGGUAGGGGAGAGUCCUGCGAAGAAGGGUAAAGCUGCCGAGAAGCAGGGAGACUUGUGGAGGAUAGAAAAGUGGAAGAGGAAGUUCCAAGAAGGAGCAGUGCGGGUGGGUGACAACAUAUCAUACCGUCCGGCGAAGCAAGAGGCGAGGGAAGGCAAAGUGAUUGAAGGGGGGAAAAUAGAAGAGAAAGGCAAAACAUUCGCAGAUGUGUUGGAAUUCUUCCGAUCCGGAGUCGAUGAUGGAGAUGCCUCAGGGUCAGCGCCAGGACAGAAACUGCGAAGUGUGUAUAUCAACAGAGAUGGGAAGAACUUUAUUUCAGUUCACGAUCUCUUGAAGCAAGAAAAGGAUUGA
Molecule: messenger RNA, 8925 nt
Organism: Guillardia theta CCMP2712
Lineage: Eukaryota; Cryptophyceae; Pyrenomonadales; Geminigeraceae
Exons: 9
Coding region: 1-8925 (2974 amino acids)
Biological process (GO): proteolysis; multicellular organism development
Molecular function (GO): cysteine-type endopeptidase activity
Source: RefSeq, a predicted model, not a curated record